Aspergillus nidulans FGSC A4 is the source of this 4374-nucleotide messenger RNA. RefSeq lists its product as uncharacterized. Lineage: Eukaryota; Fungi; Ascomycota; Eurotiomycetes; Eurotiales; Aspergillaceae. The record is from RefSeq and is a predicted model, not a curated record. Gene Ontology annotation, cellular component: membrane; plasma membrane. Gene Ontology annotation, biological process: transmembrane transport; azole transmembrane transport. Gene Ontology annotation, molecular function: ATPase-coupled transmembrane transporter activity; ABC-type transporter activity; ABC-type azole transporter activity. Bases 1 to 4374 code for a protein of 1457 amino acids. The transcript has 6 exons.
AUGGACAACGACGGCCCCCCGGAGAAGGAGCAGACUCCCGCUUCGAACCUGCACCAAGUCUAUAGUCAGGAAAAGCGCGUAGCAGACAGCCACGAUACCCUCGUCGUUCCACCAGGCACCCCCACAGGAGCAACAAGCACAGAGACGCUCGCCCUCGCCCACCCGUAUCCCCCCACGACAUCAACAGCGCCAGUGAAGAAUACAACAUGGCGGUUAACAGACCAAGUCGUCAAGAACCGAGACCGUGACCGAGCGGCUGGCUACAAGCCGCGUGAGCUGGGUGUGACAUGGCAGGGUCUCUCCGUCGAGGUUCCUACCGCCGAGGCCUCCGUCAACGAGAACCUGUUCUCCCAGUUCAACAUCCCUCAGGUUGCAAAGGAUUAUUUCCGGAAGCCGCCUGUGCGUCCGAUCCUCUCGGACUCUCAUGGCUGUGUCAAACCUGGUGAGAUGCUGCUUGUGCUUGGCCGGCCAGGAUCCGGUUGCACAACGCUUCUGAACCUCCUGUCGAAUCGGCGUCAGGGAUAUCGCAUGAUCAAGGGUGAUGUUCGAUUCGGGACCAUGGAUCCUAAGGAAGCUGAAAGGUAUAGGGGGCAGAUUGUGAUGAACACGGAGGAGGAGCUCUUCUACCCGCACCUCCAGGUAGGGGCCACUAUGGACUUUGCAACGAAGCUCAAGGUUCCCGCGCAUCUUCCGGAUGGAGCAGACUCGAUAGAUGGGUAUGUUAAAGAAACCAAGGACUUUCUCCUAGAGUCCAUGGGAAUUUCACACACUGCACAUACGAAGGUCGGUAAUGAGUUUGUGCGUGGUGUAUCCGGCGGCGAGCGAAAACGUGUUUCUAUCAUUGAGUGCCUGGCAACGCGGGGAUCAGUGUUCUGUUGGGAUAACAGCACCCGUGGACUCGACGCAAGCACUUCGCUGGAGUGGGCGAAAGCAUUGAGAGCAAUGACCGAUGUCAACGGGUUAGCGACGAUCGUCACGCUCUAUCAAGCGGGAAAUGGCAUUUACAACCUCUUCGACAAGGUCCUUGUCCUGGACGAGGGGAAGCAGAUAUACUAUGGGCCAGCGGCAGAAGCGAAGCCGUUCAUGGAAGAACUAGGGUUUGUCUAUACUGAGGGUGGAAAUAUCGGCGACUUUUUGACCGGUGUCACAGUCCCGACUGAGCGCAGAAUUAAGCCUGGCUACGAGAGCCGCUUUCCCAGGAAUGCCGACGAGAUUAGGGCCUUGUACGAGAAAUCGCCAAUUUACAGCCAGAUGAUCGCGGAGUACGACUAUCCGCAGACACCGCUAGCCAAAGAGAGAACAGAGGCGUUCAAAGAGUCCGUCGCAUGGGAACAAGCCAAAGAGCUCCCCAAAGGAAGCUCGUUGACCGUCGGCUUCUGGUCACAACUGCUUGCAUGCACCAUCCGUCAAUAUCAGAUUCUCUGGGGUGAAAAGUCCACGUUCCUGAUGAAACAAGUUCUAUCUCUGGCUAUGGCGUUGAUUGCAGGAUCCUGUUUCUACGAUGCUCCCGACGAUUCCUCAGGAUUGUUCAUUAAGGGAGGUGGUGUCUUCUUUGCUGUACUAUAUAACAACAUUGUCGCCAUGUCUGAAGUCACCGAGUCCUUCAAGGGUCGCCCUGUGCUGGUGAAGCACAAGUCGUUUGCCAUGUACCACCCAGCAGCAUUCUGUUUAGCUCAGAUUAUGGCUGAUUUCCCUGUCCUGCUUUUCCAAUGUACAAUAUUCAGUGUCGUGAUGUACUGGAUGAUCGGACUAAAACAUACUGCUGCUGCUUUCUUCACGUUUUGGGCCAUCCUGUUCACAAUUACUCUGUGCUUGACAGCAAUGUUCCGCUGCAUCGGCGCCGCUUUCAAGACAUUCGAAGCUGCAUCCAAAAUCUCAGGUACGGCUGUAAAAGGCAUCGUCAUGUACGCCGGUUACAUGAUUCCCAAGCCUGAUGUCAGGAACUGGUUCGUCGAAUUAUACUACACUAAUCCGUUCGCCUACGCCUUUCAAGCUGCCCUCUCCAAUGAAUUUCACGAUCAGCACAUCGCUUGCGUCGGCGAAAACCUUAUACCAAGCGGCCCUGGAUACGAAGACGUGGGUGCCGGCCACCAAGCCUGCGCUGGUGUUGGCGGUGCACUCCCUGGUGCUGCUUAUGUUACUGGAGAUCAGUAUCUCGGCUCCUUACACUACAAAUUUACGCAGCUUUGGCGAAACUACGGUGUGGUCUGGGGUUUCUGGGGCCUCUUUGCCGUUUUGACGAUCAUUUUCACUACCUUCUGGAAUGCAGGGGCUGGCAGCGGUUCGACCCUCUUCGUGCCCCGAGAGAAGAUCAAGCAGCAUCAAAGACACAAGGAUGAAGAGUCCCAGUCGCAGGUUGGAGCAGCCACCGCCCGAGACGGUGGUGAUACAUCGCUGGAUGAAGGGAAUAUCUCGCGCAACACGUCUAUCUUCACCUGGCAGAAUUUGACAUAUACUGUAAACACCCCUACCGGUGAACGUGUGCUCUUGGACAAGGUCAAUGGCUAUGUAAAGCCCGGAAUGCUGGGUGCUCUCAUGGGAUCGUCUGGUGCAGGCAAAACGACGCUACUGGAUGUUUUGGCGCAGCGCAAGACCGACGGUACUAUCAAAGGCUCUAUCAUGGUGGACGGAAGACCUCUCCCUGUUUCCUUCCAGCGAUCUGCUGGAUACUGUGAGCAAUUGGACAUACACGAGGAAUAUGCUACUGUCCGAGAAGCAUUGGAGUUUUCUGCCUUGCUUCGUCAACCUAGGACCACCCCCAGAGAGGAAAAGUUGAAAUACGUUGACACCAUCAUCAAUCUCCUUGAGCUUCAGGAUCUGGCAGAUACCUUGAUUGGGGGGGUUGGAAACGGCCUCAGCGUCGAGCAGAGAAAGCGUGUCACAAUUGGUGUUGAACUUGUUGCGAAACCCAGCAUCUUGAUCUUCUUAGAUGAACCUACCUCUGGGCUUGACGGGCAGUCGGCCUAUAAUACAGUCCGAUUCCUGAGAAAACUUGCAGAUAUUGGGCAAGCUAUCCUGGUUACUAUCCAUCAACCGUCCGCCCAGCUCUUCGCCGAGUUCGACACUCUCCUUCUACUGGCGAGGGGUGGUAAGACCGUGUACUUUGGAGACAUUGGCGAGAACGGACGCACAAUCAAGCAGUACUUUGGCAAAUAUGGCGCACAGUGUCCUGUCGAGGCCAACCCGGCCGAGUUCAUGAUUGACGUUGUCACUGGCGCUAUCCCAGAGGUGAAGGACAACGACUGGCACCAGAUCUGGCUUGAAUCACCGGAGAAUGCUAAAAUGAUCAAGGAUCUGGAGGAUAUGAUCGCCGACGCAGCCUCUAAGCCCCCCGGGACACAUGAUGACGGAUUCGAGUUCUCGAUGCCUCUAUGGGAGCAGAUCAAAAUCGUCACCCACCGCAUGAACGUCUCCUUAUAUCGAAACACUAACUACAUCAACAACAAAUUCAGUCUACAUAUCAUCUCCGCCUUGCUAAACGGGUUUUCAUUCUGGAGAGCAGGACCCAAGACAGGUGUGAGUGACCUGAACCUGAAGAUGUUCUCGAUAUUCAAUUUCGUGUUCGUCGCCCCCGGUGUGAUCAACCAGCUUCAGCCACUCUUCAUCCAGCGCCGAAACAUCUACGACGCGCGUGAAAAGAAGUCCAAGAUGUAUUCGUGGAUCAGUUUUGUGAUUGGUCUUAUUGUUAGCGAAUUCCCCUAUCUUUGUGUCUGCGCAGUGCUCUACUUCCUUUGCUGGUACUACUGUGUCAAGCUUCCGUAUGACUCCAGCAGAGCAGGAUCAACGUUCUUCAUCAUGCUCAUCUACGAGUUCAUCUACACCGGCAUUGGUCAAACCAUCGCGGCAAUUGCUCCCAACGCAACGUUUGCAGCACUCGUGAACCCAUUGAUCAUCUCUAUCCUGGUUCUCUUCUGCGGCGUCUUCGUCCCAUACACCCAGAUGAACGUCUUCUGGAAGUACUGGCUGUACUACCUCAACCCUUUCAACUAUGUUGUUUCUGGCAUGCUGACCUUCGGUAUCUGGGGCAACAAUGUCAUUUGCAAUGAUGAUGAGUACGCGCGCUUUGAUCCUGUGAACGGGACCUGUGCCGAAUAUCUCAAGGACUACGUCACUGGUUCUGGUUGGGCGAUUAACCUCGCGAAUCCAGAGGCGACGUCUGACUGCAGGGUGUGCCAAUUUCGCGAUGGGAGUGACUUCUUGACGACGCUGAACAUCAAGCACUACUACUACGGCUGGAGAGAUGCGGGUAUCUGUGUGAUCUUUGCUAUCAGUGGACUGCAUAGAGUGCUUGCUCUUGGUAUACAACGCAUCUCUGUCCAGGUGUCUGCAAUGAACACUAGGGAUGUUACGUGCUUUCGAGCUCUCCUGCCUUAG